AUGGCGCGCCCCUCCCCCGCCCCCGGCCCGGUGCUGGUGCCGGUUCUGGUCCCGGUGCUGCUGCUGGGGCUCCUGAGCUCGGGCUGCCACGGGCUGAUCCGGGGGGCGCUGCCGUUCGGGCUGGCGCGCCGGGAGCUGGCGUGUGAGGGGUACCCGCUGGAGCUGCGCUGCCCCGGCAGCGACGUCGUCCUGGUGGCCGACGCCAACUACGGCCGGACCGACGACAAAAUCUGCGACGCCGACCCCGGGCAGAUGGCGAACGUGCAGUGCUACCUGCCCCAGGCCCAGCCCAUCAUGGCCCAGAGGUGCAAUAACCGCACUCAGUGCGUGGUGGUCGCCGGCUCCGACGCCUUCCCCGACCCCUGCCCGGGCACCUACAAAUACCUGGAGGUGCAGUACGACUGCGUGCCCUACAAAGUGGAACAAAAAGUUUUCGUCUGCCCGGGGGUGCCGCAGCGCGUGGGGCCGGCGCUGUCCACGCACGAGUCUCCGCACCAGGCGGGCGGCUGGUGCCGGGACCCGCUGCAGUCGGGGGACCGGCUCUACGUGCUGCCCUGGGUGCCGUACCGCACCGACACGCUCACCGAGUAUGCCUCCUGGGCCGACCUGGUGGGCGCCCGGCCCGCGGCCACGCACCGGCUCCCGCACCGCGCCGACGGCACCGGCUUCGUGGUGUACGACGGCGCCGUGUUCUACAACAAGGAGCGCACCCGCAGCAUCGUCAAGUACGACCUGCGCACCCGCAUCAAGAGCGGCGAGACCGUGGUGGGCGCCGCCAACUAUCACGACACGUCGCCUUAUCGCUGGGGCGGCAAGACCGACAUCGACCUGGCGGUGGACGAGGAGGGGCUCUGGGUCAUCUACGCCACCGAGGGCAACGGCGGGCGGCUGGUGGUGAGCCAGCUGAACCCCUACACGCUGCGCCUGGAGGGCACCUGGGAGACCGGCUACGCCAAGCGGGCGGCCUCGGACGCCUUCAUGGCCUGCGGGGUGCUCUACGUGGUGCGCAGCGUUUACCUGGACGACGACACGGAGCACCUGGGCAACGCGCUGGUCUACGCCUUCGACACGCGGCGCGGGCGCGGCUCGGCGCUGGCGCUGCCCUUCCCCAACCCGUACCAGUUCGUGGCCUCGGUGGGCUACAACCCCCGCGACAACCAGCUGUACGUGUGGAACAACCACUUCCUGCUGCGCUACGGCCUCGACUUCGCGCCCCUGGACGGCGACGGUCCGGUGACGACGGAGCAGCCCAGCGCCGCCCCCCCUCACCCCACGGCCCCCCCCAGCUCCGCCGCCCCCCCGUACCCCACCCCCACGGCUCGCCGGGGCCCCCUCACCCCCCGGCCCGGGCCCCCCCCGGGACCCCCCCCGGGCCCCGCGCACAGCGCCGCCACCCCGGGAGGGUCCCCGGGACCCCCCAACAGCGGCCCGGGGCUGGGGGGGGCGCGGGCCCGGGGGGGCCCGGGGGGGGCCCCGGGGGGGGGCGGGGGGCGCCUGUGCGAGGCGCGGGAGGUGCGCAGGGUGCAAUGGCCCGCGGCCCAGCAGGGGGCGCUCGUGGAGAGACCCUGCCCCAAAGGGACCCGAGGCAUCGCCUCCUUCCAGUGCCUGCUGGGGCUGGGGGUGUGGAACCCCCGCGGGCCCGACCUGAGCAACUGCACCAGCCCCUGGGUCAACCAGGUGGCCCAGAAGAUCAAGAGCGGGGAGAACGCUGCGUCCAUCGCGGGGGAGCUGGCGCGGCACACGCGGGGCCCGGUGUUCGCCGGGGACGUCAGCUCGGCCGUGCGGCUGCUGGAGCAGCUCCUGGACAUCCUGGACGCGCAGCUGCAGGCGCUGCGCCCGCUCGAGAGGGAGUCAGCCGGGAAAAACUACAACAAGAUGCACAAGCGGGAGCGAACCUGCAAGGAUUACAUCAAGGCCGUGGUGGAGGCUGUGGACAACCUGCUGCGUCCAGAGGCGCUGGAGUCGUGGCGGGACAUGAACGGCUCCGAGCAGGCACACACGGCCACCAUGCUGCUGGACGUGCUCGAGGAGGGCGCCUUCCUGCUCGCCGACAACGUCAAGGAGCCCGCGCGCUUCCUGGCCGCCCGACAGAACCUGGUGCUGGAGGUGUCGGUGCUCAACACCGAGGGGCCCCUCCAGGAGCUCGUGUUCCCGCAGGAGCUGGGGGGUGACGGCUCCAUCCAGCUCUCGGCCAGCACCCUCAAACAGAACAGCAGGAACGGGGUGGUGAAGGUUGUCUUCAUCCUGUACAACAACCUGGGACUGUUCCUGCCCACCGAGAACGCCACCGUGCGCCUGGGGGGGGACGGGGGGCCCCGCGCCCCCCAGCUCGUGGUCAACUCCCAGGUCAUCGCCGCCUCCAUCAACAAAGAGUCCAGCAGGGUCUUCCUGCGGGACCCUGUGGUCUUCACCCUGCCCCACCUGGAGACCAAGAACCACUUUGGGGCCAACUGCUCCUUCUGGAACUACUCGGAGCGCUCCAUGGCCGGGCACUGGUCGAGCCAGGGCUGCCGCCUGCUGCGCUCCAACGGCACCCACAGCUCGUGCGCCUGCAGCCACCUGACCAACUUCGCCCUGCUGAUGGCACGGAGCCAGAGCUUCCCUGGGCGGCUGAACGAGGUGCUGCUGUCGGUGAUCACCUGGGCGGGGAUCCUGGUGGCCCUGCUGUGCCUGGGCCUGUCCAUCUCGGCCUUCUGCUGCCUGCGGGGGCUGCCCUCGGAGCGCACCACCAUCCACAAGAACCUCUGCAUCAGCCUCUUCCUGGCCGAGCUGCUCUUCCUCGUGGGCAUCGACAAGACGCAGUACCAGGUGGCCUGUCCCAUCUUUGCCGUGCUGCUGCACUAUUUCUUCCUGGCGUCGUUCUCGUGGCUGUGCCUGGAGGGGGUUCACCUGUACCUGCUGCUGCUCGAGGUGUUCGACAGCGACCCCGCCCGCCGCAAGUACUACUACGCGGGGGGUUACUUCUUCCCCGCCGUCGUGGUGGCUGUGGCAGCCGCCGUGGACCACCGCAGCUACGGCACCGACCAGGCGUGCUGGCUGCGGGUGGACAAUUAUUUCAUCUGGAGCUUCAUCGGGCCCGUGGCCUUUGUCAUCCUCGUGACGCUGGUGUUCCUGCUGGUGACCCUGCACAAGAUGCUGCGCAGCUCGGCUGCCCUCAAACCCGACUCCAGCCGCCUGGACAGCAUCAGGUCGUGGGCGCUGGGGGCCAUCGCGCUGCUGCUGCUUCUGGGGCUCACGUGGGCCUUCGGGCUCCUCUUCGUCACCCGCGAGUCCGUGCUGACGGCGUCGCUGUUCACGGCCUGCAAUGCCCUGCAGGGCACCUUCAUCUUCCUCUUCCACUGCGCCCUCCAGAAGAAGGUGCACCGGGAGCUCAGCAAGUGCCUGCGGCACUCGGGGUGUUGCCUCAGGGGCCCCCCCGGGACCUCCCUGGGCGCCCUCAAACCCUCGGCCGCCCGCGCCCACCCCCGGUACUACAGCGGCACCCAGAGCCGGAUCCGGAGGAUGUGGAAUGACACGGUCCGGAAACAGACGGAGUCCAGUUUUAUGGGGGGGGACCUGAACAGCACCCCAACCUUGAACCGAGGGUCGCACCUCCUGCCCAACCCGGUGCUGCCGCCGCGGGGGGGGUCGAGCCCCUACAACACCCUUCUGGCCGAGGGGGGGGGCUUCACCCCCGCCUCACCCCCAGCCUUCACUGCCCCAGGGAGCUUCCGUGACACCAAGCCCCCCCGGGAGCCCCCGGAGCCGCUGCCCCUCAACGGCAACUUCAACAACAGCUACAGCCUGCGGGGGGGCCCCGAGGGGGGGCCCGGGGGGGUGGCCCCGGGCCGGGGGGGUUGUCCAGGGGCCCCCCCGGACGCGGCAGCGCUGGAGAAGAUGAUCAUCUCGGAGCUGGUGCACAACAACCUGCGGGGAGGGGGCUCCGCGCACGGGGGGCCCCCCCCGCCGCCGCCGCCCCCUGAGCUGGCGCGGGGGGGGCCGGGCGGGCUGGGGCCCCCCCCCCGACCCCCCACGCGACCCCCGGCACCCCCCCCCCUCCGCGGGACUACCCCGACAGCAGCCCCGAGGGACCCCCACCCCCCGCGCCCCCUUACCUGGGGGGGCCCCCCCCGCGCGCCCCCCCCCAACCGCCGGCACAGCCCCGAGACCUUCGGGGGGCCCGAGGGGGGCGCGGGGGGGGGCCGAGCCCGACGGGCAGAUGCAGCUGGUGACCAGCCUGCCCUGGCCUCGCACGAGGAGCUGUGGGUGUGCAAGGCCGCGGUGUCACACAAGGAGCCGCGGGUGUGCAAGGCCACGGUGUCGCAGGAGGAGCUGCAGGUGUGCCAGGCCACGGUGUCAUCCUGGGAGCUGCGGCUGGGCAAGGCCAUGGUGUCGCAGGAGGAGCUGCGGGUGUGCCAGGCCACGGUGUCACACCAGGAGCCACCGCUGGGCAAGGCUGAGGUGUCACGCUAG
Haemorhous mexicanus (house finch) is the source of this 4452-nucleotide messenger RNA. RefSeq names its product adhesion G protein-coupled receptor L1-like. The record is from RefSeq and is a predicted model, not a curated record. The transcript is spliced from 26 exons. NCBI's taxonomy places the organism in Eukaryota, Metazoa, Chordata, Aves, Passeriformes, Fringillidae. Gene Ontology annotation, molecular function: carbohydrate binding; G protein-coupled receptor activity; latrotoxin receptor activity. Gene Ontology annotation, cellular component: postsynaptic density; axon; presynaptic membrane. Gene Ontology annotation, biological process: adenylate cyclase-activating G protein-coupled receptor signaling pathway; heterophilic cell-cell adhesion; cell surface receptor signaling pathway. The coding region runs from base 1 to 4452 and encodes 1483 amino acids.